AUGAAGGCCUCGCUGUUAUCAACAUGGGCGCUGUGCCUCAUCGGCGCGUCCGCAGCACCUGGCAUCCAGCAGCGAGAUGGAGGAUUUCCUGACGGACAGCCCAUCAGUCCGGAUGGCAAAGGAGGACCCUUUUCAGGCGGCACGAACCAUGAGCUCGAUCUGCAAAAUCCCAACAAUCUAGGCCAGCAAUCGACCGACAACGGCGUAGUGCCAAACCUCAAAUGGAGCUUCUCCGAUUCAAGAACGCGCAUUCUGAAGGGCGGCUGGGUACGGGAGCAGGUCAUCACUGACUUGCCUGCCAGUCACGACAUUGCCGGUGCUCAAAUGCAUCUUGAAAAGGGGGCGAUUAGAGAGAUGCACUGGCAUCGAGUGGCUGAAUGGGGAAUCGUCUACGCCGGCCGCAUCGUCAUGUCGGCCGUCGAUGAGAACGGCAACUACGAAGUCGCCGAGCUCGGAUACGGCGACGUGUGGUAUUUCCCCAAAGGGGUUGCACAUACAGUCCAGGGACUUGAUGAUGAAAAUGAGUUCCUCCUGAUCUUUGACGAUGGCGACUUUGACAAGAUUGGUACCACUUUCAACGUCGACGACUGGAUCGCUCACACUCCCCGCUCCGUCCUUGCAAAGAAUUUUGGCGUCGACGAAUCUGUCUUCGAUUCCCUUCCUGCAUCCGACCCGUACAUUAUCAACGGCACCGUCAGCACGCAAAAUAUCACAGGCUACGUCCCGGUGCCUACAGAGACCAGCUCCUUUGUUUACCGCACGCUGCAGCAUCCGCCGGAGAAGAUUGGCGGAACUGGGGGCCAGGUACACAAGAUUGACUCGACCAAUUUCCCGGUGAGCAAGACGAUUGCGGCAACGUUUGUGACGCUGAAGCCGGGUGCUCUGAGGGAGCUUCACUGGCAUCCGAACGCGGAAGAAUGGGUCUACUUCCACAAGGGCACCGCCCAAGCCAGUGUAUUUCUCGGCAGCGCCGCCUCCCGGACCUUCAACUUCCGUGCCGGCGACACGGCCGUCUUUCCGGACAACUCAGGCCACUACAUCGAGAAUACAUCUGAGACAGAGGAUCUCGUCUGGGUGGAGAUUUAUAAGUCGGACCGCGUUGUUGACAUUCCCUUGACGCAAUGGCUCGCAUUGACGCCGCCAGACAUUGUUGCGCAAACGCUCAAGGUGCCGCUGGAGUUUGUGGAGAAGCUGAAGAAGGAGAAGCAGGUGCUGAUUGAGUAA
Molecule: messenger RNA, 1224 nt
Organism: Trichoderma citrinoviride
Lineage: Eukaryota; Fungi; Ascomycota; Sordariomycetes; Hypocreales; Hypocreaceae
Product: oxalate decarboxylase
Exons: 5
Coding region: 1-1224 (407 amino acids)
Biological process (GO): oxalate metabolic process
Source: RefSeq, a predicted model, not a curated record